AAUCUUUUAUCCCGAGCCUUAUAAACCCUUCUUCCUCCUCUGCCUCUCCUCACAAAAGUCCUCUGUCCUAGCUCCCCUGCUUCUUCUUCUUCUUCUGCCACCCAAGAACUUCAUAUCCGCACGCAAACAAUACACCCUACACUUUGUCGGCGCGGAUAUUCUUUACUUGCCGUCUCCUGCUCGCUCUCUUUGUUGAUUUCAAGUUUCUGCAUUCAGAUAAUUCAGAUGGGUUCUUCAAGAAUCUGCGCUUUCGGCAUCCGAUUCUGUUUUUUGUUCGAUCGGAUCAGCUAUUGAAAUCGAAACCCAGAUUCCAAAAAUUCAAUCUUUUAUUUUUUAUUUGUUUUUUGUUUAUUUUUUCCUUAGGCCAAAACUUUCAUCUGGUACUUAAAUUUUCAUCUCUUCUGUUUUUCUGAUUUGAAUUCUCGAAUCAUCGGAUUCGAUUUCCCUUUUUCUUGCGUGACCCAUCUCAAUUUGUUUCUUGAAUUUCCUAUAUUUGAGAGUUUCAAAGAGAAAGCGAGCAGGUAAAGCAAGCAAGCGAGCAACAAUGUCUUCACCAAAAAAGAGUGGUAAGUCUAAGAUGGAGACAAGCGGAGAAUGGGAGGCGAACAAAGACAAGGAGGUUGAUUUUUCCUUCGAGAGACCGCCAUGGAAGCCCGGUUUUAGUGAGGCUUCAACGGCGUCGAAUAGGCCUCUCAAGAAAGUCAAGAGCCCUGAAAGGCAAGACCCAAUUCAAGCUUCACCUUCUUUAGAUCAUCAUCAAACACCUUCGCCAAUCAUUGCUCCCCAUCCAUCUUCUUCCUCUUCAAAAAUAGUUUUUCCUUUUUCUUUCGACGGGUCUCAACAGCCUAUGAUGCAAUUCCCCCACCAGUUCAACCCCACAAAUUUGCCUAUGUUUCCCUCACCAAUUCAACAGCAACUGCAACAAAAUCCUCAGCAAAUGAUUUCUUUUGAAUCCCAGCAGCAGCAGCAGCAGCAGCAGCAGCAGCAGCAGCAGCAGGGGAUGAGUUAUCCACCGCCUUUUGUCGGAGAGUCGGUGAGUUGGCAGCAGCACCAGAAAAUGCUUCAGCAUUGGAGUGACGCUUUAAAUUUGAGUCCAAGAGGGAGGGUGAUGAUGAACAGGUUGGGACCAGAUGGCAGGCCAAUGUUUCGACCCCCGGCAAUGCCUUACAAUACUACAAAACUUUACAGGGGAGUGAGGCAACGGCAUUGGGGCAAAUGGGUAGCUGAAAUCCGCCUUCCUCGAAACAGGACUCGCCUCUGGCUUGGCACCUUCGACACAGCUGAAGAUGCCGCCAUGGCUUACGACCGCGAGGCCUUCAAGUUGAGAGGAGAGAAUGCCAGGCUCAAUUUCCCUGAGCUUUUUCUCAACAAAGACAAAUCAGAUGUUUCAGUUUCAUCAGCUCCGAGUUCAGCUGCUACUUCGCCUCCAAGGCAUGAGGGUUCAAAACCAACCAGGAACCGCAAGCAACCUCAAAAAAUCAAGAGCAGCGCUUCGAAUAUAGAGGCAAUGCCACCGCCACCAAUUCCACAUACCCAAGAAGAGAAUAGUACUGACAAUUAUUCAGGACUGGAGUCGAACGAGGCUAAAGCGAUUGACGAAGUUGAGGUGAAUAUCGAUGGUGCUGGAGGAGGGAGUUCACAGCAAAAGGAAAUUGUUUGGGGGGAUAUGGCAGAAGAUUGGCUUAAUGCAAUUCCUGCAGGUUGGGGUCCAGGUAGUCCUGUGUGGGAUGAUUUGGACAACAAUCUUUUGCUGCAAUCACAUCUCCCUUUUACCAAUCCAAACCAGCAGGACUAUAACAUUAACAUUAAUCCUCAACAAGCGAUUCAGAAUUCAGGUUCGGGUUCGGGAUCUGGUUCCUCUUCUUCCUCUUCACAUCCCACGAAGAACCUCUUUUGGAAGGACCAGGAUUGAAAAGUUCAUUUAUUUUAAAUUUGAGCUUUGCACUUCACACUCACACGGUCACUCCUCUAGGUUGUAGAACUAGUUUUAGCCCAUUUCGCUCAUCAUUUCUCACUCGUUCCAUUUUUCCGGAACCCUGUCAGAAAUUGCAUUUCAAACUCCUCCCUUAUGCAUCUUAGACAUCAGUUUAGUCGUCAUCCCCCCUCCUACUUUGUCAUCACAGCUGGUUGCCGAUUUUCAAAAAGCAACCUAUGAUCCUAGAAGCCUUGUGACUUUUUAUUACAAGGGAUCUUUGAAGCUUUAAGUUUCGUACCAAUCUGCUGCACAAAGGCUGCUUUUUUGUCUUCUUUUUUCAGGCCUUUCAGCAGUGGUGGCAAUCUGGUUCAUGCUUUUUUUUGGGCCAUGCCUUAGUUUUUGUUGCUAGAGAGUAGAACUAUAGUCAAUCAUCUUGUAAAGUAAAUAAUAUAGUAUGCGUAGGUAGGAAGGGUCACCGCUGUGUAUUGUUCACGAGCAUGUUUUUAGUUUUUAUUUUGGGUGUGUCGAUGUAGUAGAUUAGUAAAGGCUGGACCGCAGUAGAGAGAGACGGUUUUGUGAUCUCCUUCUCUAUCGGUCCGACCAUCACGAGCUCUCGUCUUUCAGCUCCUGGGAUGGAAAAGCCAAAUUAUAUAUAGGAUUUGUACGUUUUGGAUGUGAUUAUCCUUUGUCAUAUUAUGUAUUUGUAGCUGUACUUAUACAAAGACUACUCCUCUCUUUUAUGCAUUAUUAUCGUGUGUGA
Messenger RNA from Malus domestica (apple), 2675 nucleotides. Its product is annotated as ethylene-responsive transcription factor ERF054. Lineage: Eukaryota; Viridiplantae; Streptophyta; Magnoliopsida; Rosales; Rosaceae. Gene Ontology annotation, biological process: regulation of DNA-templated transcription. Gene Ontology annotation, cellular component: nucleus. Gene Ontology annotation, molecular function: sequence-specific DNA binding; DNA-binding transcription factor activity. The record is from RefSeq and is a predicted model, not a curated record.